Molecule: messenger RNA, 795 nt
Organism: Hydatigera taeniaeformis
Lineage: Eukaryota; Metazoa; Platyhelminthes; Cestoda; Cyclophyllidea; Taeniidae
Source: the annotation of a GenBank genome assembly
AUGUAUUCUAUAGUUGUGGACAAUCUUUCUUACCGAAAGGGCAGAGGAAAUGCUGCCAUUGUCAUUGCAUCGUCGUGGUGCAUUCACCUAAGGGAAAUCUCAGGACAACUUGAUGUAGAUACUCAGGAAACGAACUACUUCACCAAAAGAGUUGUUCGAAGUUUACAAAGGAGCGUUGGGGUGUUGGCUUACUUCCUUCUUACCGGUGUGUCUCCCUUUCUGGCGGAGAAUAAGGCGCUGACGCUGAGUAACAUCACCCAGAUGAAGAUUGAUUAUCCUUCGCACCUGUUUGAAAUCGUCUCGCCAAUAGCUGUCGACUUUAUCCGCUCUCUCAUCAAAUCCAAUCCCAAGGCACGGCUUUCUGCCUCUCAGUGCUGCCAACACGAAUGGCUUCUCCAACAACUUCAGCAAAAGCAGGCUAAGGUAGAAGUUCUAGCUGAAGACGGCGGUGCUGGAGGAAGUGGAGAUGAGUCUAUUUCUUCGACCUCCUCAUCGUCUUCAACGUCCUCCCCAACACGGAAACGCCUUGCGCUGGACAACACGGUUACGGGAAGUCAGGGAAGCGUGGAGAUCGGAAGGCCGCUAGAGACGCUGAAUGCAUUACCAGUGGUUGGCGGGUGCUGUAAAACAGUGACGCCACGAUCACCAUUCACUCUGGAGGGUCUUUCGCGUCAUCACUCACCUGUUAGUAGCAACAACCCCCACCGACAUCAUCACCACCAGCCACGACGACGCUCCAUCCUUUCCUCUCUCUCGCCGUCAGCCACGGUAGCAGAGGUCUCUCCCAUCGAUUGA